Messenger RNA from Ambispora gerdemannii, 3897 nucleotides. NCBI's taxonomy places the organism in Eukaryota, Fungi, Glomeromycota, Glomeromycetes, Archaeosporales, Ambisporaceae. The record is from the annotation of a GenBank genome assembly.
AUGGCGCAAGAGUCAAUGCUAUCACUGUGUCGCUUGCUUUCUUCUAUCAAACCGACAAUGCUUACUUCCUCCACCUCGAAUAUCCGCAAUAGCACAAGAUCACGUUCGAAAACUUCAUUUAUAUUUUUACUUUUUAUGCUCUUAUAUUAUCAGUAUAUUGUUGGAGUUGGUGCGAUACCACUCUUAUGGUCUCGAGGAGCUGGAAUCUCCUCGAAUAAUAACAUUAAUAAUGACAACACAACCGCAAUAGAAUUUGUGAAUGGAGCCGGUCCACUUGGUCUAACAGGUGGACACUGGUAUACUGGGAAACUUGGUAUUACCUUUUAUUUAAGAACUGAAUACCACUUAGCGAAGGAAGAUGCAAUAGUAGCUGAGCAGCAAAUUUCACCUGCAUUCACGACAACUCCUUUCUCAUCAUAUGCUCCGAAUAAUCAUAGUACAAAAACAGAACUUGUUAAACGAGGUGAUAAUUCCGCUUUACCAGAGACAUUUUUAGUUCUGGAUGGAGAGCGAACAUUAAUGACUGAGCCAUUCUCAAACUUACCAGGAUUGGGGAUGACAAGAACCGUCGCAUUAACGAGUGUAGAUUAUUGCCGUGGAUAUUAUUUCGAAUUCGAAAAAAAUGGUCACAUUGAUCGAUGGCCAGAGUAUAAUGAAUUGAUUACCUUGGAAGGUGGAAGAUGCCUACAACCAUUGAAUGUGACUCUUGCUUGGUUUGUGAGUGUCGUUGACAUAUCGAUUGCUAUUGCAUAUUAUACCAUUCCUUUACAGUUGAUGUACUUUAUGAGAAAAGCACCCCGCCUCCCAUUUCCUUCCGUUUUCGCAUUAUUCUCCGCAUUUAUAAUUCUUUGUGGAACCACUCAUGUUAUUGCUGCAUGGAUGCCAUGGCAUCAAACUUAUGUGCUUUCGGCGAUAACCAAGGUGGUUUGUGCUUUUGUGUCCUUAUUUACUGCAGCCGCUUUGACAGUCAUUAUCCCGAAAGCACUCGAACUACCAUUAUUGGCUGCUCAAUACAAAGAUGAACUCUCGGAACGUUUGAUCUCGGAAAGAUGUCUUCGUGACGAAAAUGCAUUGAUGUCGAAUUUUAGACGCGUGACUCAUGCGAUUCGUGCAACUCUCGCAAAAGAAGUCAUCUAUCAUAAUACAGCUUCUCAACUUUGCGGAAUUCUUGAUGCGGAUCGAUGUCAAAUAUUUAUGGCAAAAGCACGAGUGGAAGGUUGGCGAUGUGUAGCCGAUUAUGUUGACGAAUCACGUAAACCAUUCCAUACGGAAAUCAAUGUGCAAUUGAAUCCUGAUAGUGAACCUGUAACUUUUGCAAUGGGGAAAGGUCACGCGUUAAAAUUAGGAGUUAACGACAUGGAUCUUUAUGAUUUAUAUCUGGAUGGGAAAUAUGACGAGAUAGAUAAGAUCAUUCUAGUUCCUAUCUUAAUUUCCGAUCAUGAGUAUGGAAUAUUUGUAAUGCAGCGAUUAGAUAGACAUAAUCCAUUACGUGAAGAAUGGGGACACAACACGUUGAUGUUCUUGGAAGAUCUUGCCGAACAGAUUUCAAUUGCUCUAGCACAAGCUGAUUUGAUUGAACGGGAUAAGGUUCGCAUUCACCAAUUAGCUGAACAAAAUGAGGCAUUGAUACAGGCUAAAAAAGAAGCUUCUGCGAUCCAGGCGCAUCGUGAAUUUCUUGCAGUAAUGUCACAUGAAAUGCGUACUCCACUUUAUGCCAUAUUUGCAUUAACAUCUAUGCUACUCGAAAUGCCUGAUCUAGAAAAUCAAGAGAUGACAGAAAUACGAGAUUUGCUAGAGAUCAUCAAAAAGAGUGGAGACAUGUUAAUUGCCAUAAUAAACAACGUGCUGGAUUUCUCGAAAUACGAAGAAGAGCAUCUUCAUUUGGAGCGGGUUCCAUUCUGUGUUCAAGAGGCUGUCGAAACCUCAGUUGAUAUUGUAGCGCUUCAAGGACAGGGACGAGAUUGUACCCCAAGACCACAUAUUAGUUAUCUAAUUGAGAAUGAUGUACCGGUUAAUGUUGUUGGUGAUAUGACGCGAUUCCGACAAAUUAUUGUCAACUUGUUGUCGAACGCAUGUAAAUUUACACCUAAGGAUGGAGAUGUAAUUAUAAAAGUCGGUGCUUCCCAUGGAAUGCGAAACAAUGAACGUAAAAUUUGUGUAAAAGUUGAAGUUGCUGAUACUGGAAUUGGAAUAUCAAAAGAAGUAUUGCCUCGAUUAUUUGAAAAAUUUUCGCAGGCUGAUGCAAGCAUAACACGUCGAUAUGGUGGAACAGGUCUUGGCUUAGCAAUAGUACGUAAAUUAAUUAAACUUAUGGAUGGAGAUAUUACUGUAGAAAAUAAUACAGAUGCAGCCAGUGGAACGAAAAUGAUUUUCUAUGUACACUUGGAACCCGAUCCAAAUUGUCCCCCAAUGCCAAGAGUCUCUCCAUCACAAGCGAACAAGCAAAUAUUCAUUUUGGAAAAACACCGCACAAAUCAAGUGGGAUUUAAUCAAUUAUUACGACAAUGCGGAGUAAAGAAAUCUGCCAAAUUCUUCGGUAGUCUCAAAGAGGUGAUGGAAAGUCGCGAAAAAAAUCAGAUGGAUGCGUUGAUUAUCGAUUUGGAAUUAUUGAUGGAAAAUAACGAAGUGGAAAGUUUAAGACGAGGAAUUAUUGAACGGCGGAUAGAUGUAUCAGUUAUGGUAGCCGUAAAUCCUUCAUUACAACGAGCAGCGCGGACAUUGAAAAUUGAUGGUGGGAAUGUAAUGUGUUCUUCGUUACCCGUCAAAUUUAAGCCAAUGCUCAAAUUUUUGGAGUGGGAAUUGAAUAAUGUUGUGGAUAUGGGUACUGCUGCCACCAUUACAUCUUUAUUAGCGGAAGAUUGCCCAUCAGCUACAACAAUUACGAACGAUAUUAAUAAUAUGAUAGAAAUCAAUGGUUCUGCUAAUUCUGCAAAUGGAUAUUAUAGUCAUCGAAGUUCUAAUUCAUUUAAAGGUAAUCAUAACAACAAUGCUAACAAUAACAACAGUAAUAAUAUUAAUAUGGUAGAAUUAAGGACAAUUGAAAAUGGCAUAAUAAAUUACGAUAUUUCUGAUGACGAGGAAAUGAAUUUACUUGAUACGGAUGAAAAUGGAGGUGAAUUCUCCAAGGAUUCAUGGCCUAAACGUCAACAUAAUAGAUCUACAUCAGAUGAUGCUACUGCGGAUAAACGUUCAAGUUCUACUGGGACAUAUGUUACACGAAGAAACAAUACCACUCCCAUUCCAAAAAUGACAACUAAAAAUGGUGUUGCUACUAAUUUUGCAUCUUCUUGGAUAAUGGAAAAUGACAAAAGUGCUUUGCUAUCGAUUGCUGGCGGGUAUAAUAAUCGGCCACAACGAACCUCCUCGCCUGUCACAGUACCAAAUGAAAUUGGGUCUACUGUAAAUCAUAGAUUGAUUAAUUCUUCGCCUAUAAUGCAAAUGGAUGAUGAUAAGAAUAAUAGUAGUAAUACAAAAGCAUCAGAUAAUUUAACAGCAUCUACAAACUUAAACGGAAAGACAAGUUCAAAUGGUGAACUACCGAAAAUGGAUAUUCUCAUUGUAGAAGACAAUUCAAUAAAUCAGUUGGUCACCUCGAGAAUACUGAAAAAACUUAAUCAAUCAUGUGACAUUGCUAGUGAUGGAAAGACUGCUAUUCAGAAAUUUAAUAAUCAUAUAUUUGACAGAUGCCAAACGACAGAACUUAUUCGAAAUAUAUGUCGAGAUAUGAGACGACCUUGGAUUAUAGCACUUACAGCAAAUGCCUUAUGGCUCGACCGGUUACGUUGUAUAGAAUCAGGGAUGAAUGAUUUUGUCUCAAAACCAGCAAAAAAGGAAGAUUUGCGUGACGCGCUAUUAAGAUAUCUUAAUCAAAUGAAUAGCAUAAUAAAAACUAGCUAA